AGCUGGACAUGCACUCCAUUAUUGUCCCUUUCCUAAACCAGGAGCCUCUCUUCACAGCGGAGCAGGUGAUGGAGGAGCUAGAGGCGAUGAUGCAGGACUCUCUCGACCUGGAGGCCUCCUUAUCCUCGGAGGACCGCAGAGGCUCCGGUUACGAGGAGAGGCUAGGGGCCAUGCGUGUUGCCGAGCUGAACGAGCUCCUGCAGGAGACGGAGAGCCACAUCCAGGCGUUCUCCGAGGAGCUGGUCCAGGAGCUGGCCCGGCGGGAGGAGCUGGACUUUGAGAAGGAGGUGAAGAACGGCUUCAUCGCCCUCCUCAUCGACGUGCAGAACAGACAGAAGGAGCUCCGGGAGACGCUGAGGAGGAGGAAGAAGCUGAAGAACCCCCAGAGCCAGCCCGAGAAGACCCGUGGAGCACGUUUCAGCAUGGAGGGAUUUACCUCUGUGUUUCAAUACGGCUUCCGGCAAACUUUUGGUAGUGGAUGCAGUGAAACUCAGCAGUAUUUGACAACAUUAAUACCUUAUGAGAAAAGAGUUGGUCCUCCAUCAAUUGAAGACCUGCAAGUUUUGACCAACAUUCUUCAAGCUAUGAAGGAAAACAGUGACAAGGUGCCCAGUCUGCUGACAGACUACAUCCUCAAAGUGCUUUGUCCGACGUGAAGCAGAGAGAGAGUGCCUACAUUUUCUGGAGAAGCUUCUAGCAGCGAGUGGGGUACCAUGUUCACCAUGGUAACCAAGAUGAAGAGGACUCGUCAUGUGUUUUCAGAUUACCAUCCUUUAUUUAUUCCUCCAAACGUACAUUUUCGUGUUUUUAUUUACGCCUCAUUUCUUUUACGUCGAUUACGGUAAUUUGACGGCAUCAAUGUUUUAACAGACAUCCCGUUUUCAUCUGUUAGUAUUGUUUGAUUGUUUAGUUUUAGUUCAUUUCGCAUUUUGCAUAGUAUUUGGAUAUUGGAGAGGUAUUUCGUGAGGGACUAUUUCCCAACUCUAGAUGCACCCUUUCCCCAACCCUGUAGCGAUCAUUAAGAGACCGAAGCUAUUUGCACCCGGUACAGGUGCCCAUGGCUCUCUGCCUUGCUGUACCCUGUUCUCCAACCACAGAGGGUGUGGGAAAACUAAAACCCUGAUAUGCAAUUCAGUACUGUUACUGUAGACAGAAUCUUCACUGUUUAGUGAAGUGGUCCAUCUGUUCUAAAGGAAGGGGCAUUGCUUAAUGCCAAGGCCACGUUCUCAGGACUGAAACACAGCACUGCCCUCUGUGACUGUUGACUCAUUAACUCCCCUAUGCAGUUGGUACAGAUGAGUGACCUUUGCACUUCCUCCAACACUGAGACACAGAAUGGAUCUCUGAAUCAGAGACGUUGUAAUGAACUUCCCUUUACGCUGACACAGUGAGAACUUUGCACAGUGAAAUGCUGACUUUUGGUAACUUAGUUAUUUAGUUAACUUGGUUAUUUAUUUGAUCAAAUGGUCGAACUGCCUUGGCUGGAUAUUUUUUACAUUGCUUCUUUUAUGACAAAUAUUGAAUUGGUGGAAGGGCUAAAUGCUAAUUAUGUACAAAUUGUUCAAUAAAUAAUACAAC
Molecule: messenger RNA, 1578 nt
Organism: Gadus chalcogrammus (walleye pollock)
Lineage: Eukaryota; Metazoa; Chordata; Actinopteri; Gadiformes; Gadidae
Product: fasciculation and elongation protein zeta-2-like
Exons: 7
Coding region: 9-656 (215 amino acids)
Cellular component (GO): cytoplasm; axon
Source: RefSeq, a predicted model, not a curated record